Candoia aspera is the source of this 1425-nucleotide messenger RNA. It is a transcript of the gene SMIM24, whose product is annotated as small integral membrane protein 24. The coding region runs from base 95 to 406 and encodes 103 amino acids. Lineage: Eukaryota; Metazoa; Chordata; Lepidosauria; Squamata; Candoiidae. The transcript is spliced from 4 exons. The record is from RefSeq and is a predicted model, not a curated record.
CCUUCUCCUCCUACUAAAGUGGGAGCAACACAGGUGCCCAGGCAAAGAACACAUUGUGACACCCCACACAAGUCUUCCAGGCUGAAAAAACACAAUGAACUUGCUCUCCUACUCAACGGUGUUUCUGGGAAUUGUCUUCGCCCCCUGUUCUCAUGGCCAAGGCCUUGUGACAGGAACAACCAAUGGCUCAACUGCUUUGCAACCCUGGCUGGUGGGAUUCGCAGCUGUUACGGGCUUCUUGUUUGUGAUGUUCGUGGCAAACCUCAUCAAUCGGCUAUUUUUCUCCCAAAAAAAGGAUAAUGAGGACAAGAUGAAGAACAAAGAGACAGGACCCAGCACUGAGCAAACUGCCUUCGAAAACAUCGCAAUGGACCCAGAAGAGGGGCACCUGGAAACAAAGAUAUAGAAUGAUCAUCUCAGCAUGUAAGGGCCCUUUAGGGAAAAAGAGGCCCAGCCCCAUUACAAAUGACUUAAUUUGGUAGUUAUCUGAAAGGCCCGGACAAGAAUUUCCAAAUUGUUUUUUUUUUAAACUCACCAGCACAUCACUGCUCAACGGCCCCUCUAAAACUUUGAAAAUUGGAUGAUAGCAAAGUUAACUCAACUCCUGGUGAGCAGCAGCAUUUGCCAAGGGGAUGGAGGGUCAAAAUGAGCACGAUGGUGGGUGUGGCAUCUCAGUGCAAGCCCUGCCCCUUUGGGGCACGUUUACAAAGAGGCUGGACUUAUAUCGCACUGCUGCAUUUACCAUCUUGGCCACUUUGACCCUCUCUUACAGAUGCUACCACUGGUGACUACAUGAAUAUACGUCCAUGUUGUUCUCUUGGCAAUAAUGCAAAAAUGGUUUGCAAUUUCCUUUCUUCCUGGAUACUUCCUGCUAGGGUUAUUCCAUGGCAGUCUUCCAUCCAAGCUAGCAGGUUUGAGUGCUUAGCAUCCAGGCCCAAGAUGGGAUCAGGCAAUCUAAAAGUACAUUGCCAUGAGAAUGAAUGGAUGGAUGGAUGAAUGAAUAAAUAAAGUCAUUAAGUCUUCUUCUGCAGGAGCAGUCCUAAGUAAGUUGCUUUCUUUCAGUCAUCCAUUUGUAUUUGCUUAUUCUGUGUUGCUCAGCUUAUACAUUAUUUUUGUGUGGUGUGGAAGAUGGUAAACGGAUAAAUUUGUAGAAUCAGUUUUCGGAUCUUUUGGAAAGCUACAACUGUUCUUUGCAGUAAAAGAGGCCCAUGUUGAGAAAUGUUUUAAAUUGGGCUUGUGAAAUAACAAAAACCUGCACGUGUGCCCACGUCCAAAGCAAUGAAGCAACCUUUUUGCUGAGGUGUGAGGAACAACAGAAAUACACAUGGUGCUUCAAUGAGGUAGGGACUAAUAGCAUCAACGACCAUUCAAGAAGAAAGUUACAGCCUUCGAGUUUACAGCAAAAGCAUCUGGUAGAAACCAUGA